AUGUUGUGCAGCAGAGCUGGUGGCUACAAGAAAACUGUUGCUACCUGAAUAUUUACCUCCUUUAUGAUAUUCAGGGAUAGAUGACUGUCAGCUAAUUAACAGACAACCAGAAAAUAAAUAUAAAAUAACAGCUGGACAACCUUAACCCUCAGGAUUACCUUCAGGGUAGCAAAAUGUCAAACACUGACUUCAACGUACUAGAGCUCUUCAACAGUAUCAUCAAUGGUUGCAGUGUAGGCUCAUCCUGUAAUUACUCCCAUUUGAUUUUCCACAACACAAGCCCUGACAAUGAGCUGGAGAUUCUUGAUGAUGAUGGAUCCCCCUGGCUAAGAAUAGUUAUCUCUGUGGUGUAUUUUGUUGUGGCUACAGCAGGAGUGUUGGGGAAUCUGCUAGUGAUGUUCCUGCUGUAUUCUACUCACACUAUCACCACAGGCACCAUCAACUUCUUUGUGUUCAACUUAGCUUUGGCUCACUUGCUGUUCUCCCUGGUCUUGCCAUUUUGGGCCAUAGACAUUGCCCUGGACUACAGCUGGCCCUUUGGCUUAGCCACAUGCAAGGCUGUGUCCUUACUCACUGGGCUCAACGUCUUUGCUAGCUGUUUUUUCCUGACAGCUAUGAGUUUGACCCGGUACUUUUAUGUGGCUACAGCUCUCAAACCAAGCACCUCCCUGUGCAGUAGAUCUUGCACUUAUCCAGUGACCACAGCUUUUAUCUGGGCCGGAGCACUUGUUGCUGCGACGCCCAGAGCUGUGUUUGCAGACCUGAGACAUGUGGGCAGUGGCAACGACACAGCAUGCUUGCUCCGUUUCCCAGAUGGUACAGCCUGGCUUGGAAUGAACCAGCUCCUGCGAGUGGUACUGGGAUUUCUGCUGCCCUACGCCAUUAUCAUCCUAUCCUACCUGCUACUGCUGCGCUUCCUGUGUCGGCAUAAACUAAAGGGAAGCAACUCUCAGCGAAAGGCUGAUAUUUCAAAGUCUGUGGCAGUGGUGGUGCUAUCAUUCUGCAUCUGCUGGUUUCCCUACAAUAUCCUCACACUUUGGGGUGUCCUGAUCCAACUUGACAUCGUUGAUAUCAGCCCCUCAUUCUACUUGGCUCAAACAUACUUUUUCCCUCUGGCAAACUGCUUGGCUUUCACCAGCAGCUGCUUCAACCCUGUCAUCUACUGUCUGGUGAGAAAAGAAUACCGUGUGGCUCUCCAUAACGUGCUCUUCAAAUUGAGCCUAGCUAUUAUGUCAAAGAUACCCUAUGGUAUUAAUUCUGAGGAAGGGUCAGGACAAACUGGGCAGCUGGCCAUUCCACUUAAUGACAUGUACAGUGAGACAUUUCAAACUGACACAAGGAACUAUGCACCUCUGUCAACACUUCCAACAGUGGUGUCCCACCUCUAAAGCCACGGCACAAUGAUGAAACAAGGAUGGUGUAUUUUUAUUUUAGAUUGUGUGCUUUGUAAGGAUGUAAAGUAUGUAUAUUUCAGAUCUGUUCUCUCUCUUGCUUAUGUGGCUCUUGUGUUUUACAAUUUUAGCUGUCUGAAUUGAUGUGAGUCUUGUUCAGUGAAGACAUAAUAAAAGUUUCAACUUUGAAAGAAUCCUUCACUAAUUCACUACAAAUUUGUUGUCCAAGAUGUCUAUCCUAUUCAUUUUCUUCUAUCUUCUUCAUAUUGUUGUAUUAUUGGAAAAACAUCAUGUACAAAUGUCUACUACUG
Messenger RNA from Perca fluviatilis (European perch), 1702 nucleotides. Its product is annotated as relaxin-3 receptor 1-like. The transcript has 2 exons. Gene Ontology annotation, biological process: G protein-coupled receptor signaling pathway; immune response. NCBI's taxonomy places the organism in Eukaryota, Metazoa, Chordata, Actinopteri, Perciformes, Percidae. The record is from RefSeq and is a predicted model, not a curated record. Gene Ontology annotation, molecular function: G protein-coupled receptor activity. The coding region runs from base 174 to 1388 and encodes 404 amino acids. Gene Ontology annotation, cellular component: membrane.